AUGGCUUCUCGCUCGCCGACGUUGCGCGCCUCGGUAGCCGACCCCCCUGAGAAGGAUGUGGAGAAGAGCGGACUCGAUGGACCUCACGGCAGCCUGGAUGGACAGGAUCCGGAGAAACGAGACUCGGUGAAGAGGCCUCGGAAGGCGUCUCAGAAUGUCGACCCGUUUGGUGAUGCCGAGGAAGGGGAUGUGCAGUACAGGAGUCUGGAGUGGUGGCAGUGCUCCAUGAUUAUGAUUGCUGAGACCAUUUCGCUAGGCAUUCUAUCUCUGCCUUCGGUUCUGGCGUCGAUUGGUAUGGUCGGCGGCGCCAUUCUCAUCGCCUCGCUGGGAAUCAUAGCAACAUACUCCGGCUAUGUGAUCGGUCAAUUCAAGCGUGCCCAUCCCUGGGUACACAACAUGGCGGACGCAGGCGCGGUCUUGUUUGCGCCCUGGGGCCAUACGGCUGAAGCCAUCGGCCGCGAAGUCCUCGGUGCCGCCCAGACAAUCUUUUUGAUCUUCUCAAUGGCCUCGCAUAUUCUCACCUGGACCAUCUGCCUCGACACACUCACCGACUCUGCAACGUGUGCCAUAGUGUGGGGCGUCAUCGGCCUGGUUCUGUUCUGGAUCUUCGACCUGCCCCGAACACUGCUCAAAGUCAGCUGGCUCAGUAUUGCCUCUUUCAUCUCCAUCUUCUCGGCUGUCCUGUUGACCAUGGUGGCUAUCGGAAUUGAGAAUCCCAGUCAGGGCCGCUUCAAAGCAACGCAAAGCGUGACGUUUCAAGCGGCGUUUUUGUCCGUGACCAAUAUUGUUUUUGCUUAUGCAGGCCAUGUCGCAUUUUUCUCGUUCAUCUCCGAAAUGAAGAAACCACAGGACUUCACCAAAGCCCUCAUCCUGCUGCAGAUCAGCGACACCAGCAUGUACUUCAUUGCGGCGCUCGUCAUCUACGCGUAUGGAGGUGACGACGUCGAAAGUCCAGCUCUCAGCUCCACCGCGCCAACAGUCGCCAAAGUUGCGUACGGCCUUGCUAUCCCUACCAUUAUCAUCGCCGGGGUCAUCUACGGCCACGUUGCCGCGAAGUACAUCUAUGUGAGGAUCUUCCGCGGCACCAAGCACAUGGGCAAGCGCACCUGGCUAGCUGUCGGGAGCUGGGCCGGCAUCACCCUCGCGCUGUGGACCGUCGCCUGGAUCAUCGCCGAAUCAAUCCCCGAUUUCAAUGAUCUUCUCGCGCUCAUCUCGUCGCUGUUUGCAGCUUGGUUCACGUACGGUAUCAGCGGCAUCUUCUGGCUGUUCCUGAAUUGGGGUGGGUACACGAAGAACUCGAGGAAGAUGAGCUUGACAGCCGUGAACAUCGGGCUGACGCUCAUGGGUUUCGGCAUUUGUGGCAUGGGUUUGUAUGCCAGCGGUUAUGCAAUCCAUAAGGAGAGCAAGGGCAGCAGCUGGAGCUGUACGGUUUCCGAGUGA
Molecule: messenger RNA, 1440 nt
Organism: Cyphellophora europaea CBS 101466
Lineage: Eukaryota; Fungi; Ascomycota; Eurotiomycetes; Chaetothyriales; Cyphellophoraceae
Exons: 4
Coding region: 1-1440 (479 amino acids)
Biological process (GO): amino acid transmembrane transport
Cellular component (GO): vacuolar membrane
Molecular function (GO): amino acid transmembrane transporter activity
Source: RefSeq, a predicted model, not a curated record